Hibiscus syriacus is the source of this 1623-nucleotide messenger RNA. RefSeq lists its product as uncharacterized. The record is from RefSeq and is a predicted model, not a curated record. The transcript is spliced from 8 exons. NCBI's taxonomy places the organism in Eukaryota, Viridiplantae, Streptophyta, Magnoliopsida, Malvales, Malvaceae. The coding region runs from base 52 to 1344 and encodes 430 amino acids.
GCCGCCGAGACCUGGAACCGACAUUGUACGUGUUUCCAACCGAGUCGGAAAAUGACGAACUCACUCCCCGAUUUCCAUAGCCAUCUCUCUCAAUUAACGAAGCAAAUCCUCAACUUGCUCUUGAAAACGCCAUAUACUCCUCACGAAACCUCCAGAAUCUCAACAAAAUCAACGCUCGAGUCUCUUCUCUCAACAGAAUCAUCACUCAAAGACUUCGCCUUAGGUUGCGCAUUGCUCUCCGCUUCUCGCUCCUCCACUCACGAGCUUCUCACAUGGAUCCCAGGCCACCUUUCGACCGCCGCAGAAACCGCCUUUUCCGAUCUUUCAAAAGCUUACAACGUUCCGGGCGGCGAGAAGCGAAAUUUGGCGGCGGAAUUAAUGCUUGAAAUCGUGCCAGUUUUGAAGGACAAGAUUAAUGAGAGCUCCAUCGACAAGAGUGAUGAAGCGGAUGAAUUUUCCGCCGCGUCCGCUAGGGCUCCCUUAGAUUUCGCCAUUUUGUCUGCUUAUCAAUUUAGAUGGUUUGUUUCUAAGAUUGAGUAUCCGGAUUUAGAUAAAAUGGUAAAUUUGGUUAUUCCUUGUGCACUAACUUGUCUUGAUCACUGGUCGCCGGAGGUGAAAGGGCAGGGGAUGAUUAGCUUUAUAUAUGUAGCAAGAAAUGUGAAAGCAGGGGCUCUUGAUUGGUAUGGAGACGUGAUUCUUGAUGCUUGCUGCCAGAACAUUGCUUCUGCUGAUGAGAUAUGGCAGUAUGUUGUAGAGAUGUCGGUUUUACUUGUUACUUGCAUUCAAAGAGAUGAUCCCCGUAGUCUGUGGUUUGAGAAGAUCCUGACCGAGAUGUUGAGCCAUUUGGAGAGACAACCAGGGAAUAGAGAACGACGUAUUGCAUGGCUUAAGUUUAUUGAGCCAAUCUUCAACUCUAUGGGCCUCUUGUUAUUAGUCCAUUUUGGGCGUAUUUUCCUACUGCUCUUCCAGUGGCUGCAUGUUGAUGAUGAUGAAACAGUUCUACUGGUUCUCAAACAACUUCAUACAAUUGUCUGCUUAACAUGGAUACGGAAGUCACCAUACUUUGAAAGAUUGGUAGAUGAACUUGUUGUAUUAUACAAAGAAGCGGCACUGAGAAAGGCACGUGAAGACAUUCGAACUGGUAUUCUUAAUCUACUAAUCAUGCUUCAGCAAUGCAAAGGUCUACAAUUUGAAACAGCCUGGAACAAGCACCGCAACAAUCCAAACUUGACCGCCCUCAAUCGUAAUCUAUUAGUGAGCAGAGACAGUAACAAACCUAAAGAGCAGAGUGAACUAAAGGUAGAGACAGAACCGAAGCUGGAGAAAAUUGAAAUUGAUGAUUAAACCGAGCCAAAGUUGGAGAUGAAGUCAGAGCCUUGCCAAAAGAGGUAUAAUAGAAAUCGAUGAAACUAAGCUUCAUAUUAGCUAAGACGUAGACUUGUAAAUAAAUACACUUGUGUAAGUCUCCCGUCAGUCUUUAAGAUUUUAGAAUGUGAAGAUUUUACAGUAAAUGGUCGGUUUAAUGAUGCCAUGCUUAAUGAUAUAACAUGUUUAGAUGAGCAAAUACCAACAAUAGUGUUUUGAUAGUUUCUGAACGCAUGAAUGGGACGGUAUGGAAAUUAU